Messenger RNA from Nicotiana attenuata, 1735 nucleotides. Its product is annotated as UDP-glycosyltransferase 92A1-like. Gene Ontology annotation, molecular function: UDP-glycosyltransferase activity. The transcript has 2 exons. Lineage: Eukaryota; Viridiplantae; Streptophyta; Magnoliopsida; Solanales; Solanaceae. Bases 41 to 1573 code for a protein of 510 amino acids. The record is from RefSeq and is a predicted model, not a curated record.
UCCUUUGCAUUCAUUCUCGAAAAAUACAGAGAACCAAACAAUGGAGAAGAAUAAAGGAACAAUUCUCUUCUUCCCAUUCAUGGCACAAGGCCAUAUUAUACCUUUCUUAACCUUAGCUUUCAAAUUAGAACAAAAAAAUUACAACAUAAUUUUUGUAAACACACCACUCAAUAUCAAGAAACUCAAAUCAUCUCUACCUUUAAAUUCCAAAAUUUCUCUUCUUGAAAUUCCAUUCAAUAGUUCUCAACAUGGUUUACCUCCAAAUACUGAAAAUACUGAUUCACUUCCUUAUAAACUUACUUUACAUUUUACAACAAUUUCCUCUUGUCUUGAACCUUCAUUUAGAAAUCUUGUUUCUAAUCUUAUUGAAAAACCACUAUGUAUUAUGUCAGACUUUUUUUUUGGUUGGUCAGCAAAUAUAGCUCAUGAAUUUGGUAUAUUUCAUGUUAUUUUUAGUGGGGCUAGUGGUUUUGGUUUGGCAUGUUAUUAUUCUAUGUGGCUAAAUUUACCACAUAAAAAAACAAGAAAUUUUGAGUUUACUAUGUCUGAUUUUCAAGAAGCUGGAAAUCUUGAAAUUAGUCAAUUAAGUCCAAGUUUAUUAGCAGCUGAUUCUAAUGAUCCUUAUACAAAUUUCAACUGGAAAAAUCUUCACAAUUGGAUGAACUCUGAUGGGAUUAUUUUCAAUACAGUUGAAGAAUUAGACAAGCUUGGAUUAACGUAUUUUCGUCGAAAAUUAAAACUACCAGUUUGGGCCAUUGGACCAAUACCUUGGCCAGUGAGUGGAAAAUCAAGAGCUGGUAAAGAAACAAAGGAAGAAACAGAGAAAUGCAUCAGAUUUCUUGAUGAAAAAGAACCAAAGUCAGUACUUUACAUUUCUUUUGGCUCACAAAGUACAAUUUCAGUAUCACAAAUGAUGGAAUUGGCAAAAGCAUUGGAUAAUGCUAGUGGAGUAAAUUUUAUAUGGGUUGUUAGACCCCCUUUGGGUUUUGACAUAAAUAUGGAGUUUAGACCUGAGGAAUGGUUGCCUGAGAGGUUUGUUCAACGCGUUUUCGACGAUCAAAAUCGGGGACUCAUAGUGCCAAAAUGGGCUCCUCAGGUUGAAAUCUUGGCUCACAAAUCGGUUGGAGCGUUCUUGACGCAUUGUGGAUGGAAUUCAGUGUUAGAAUCACUUGGAAAUGGAGUGCCAUUACUUGGUUGGCCUAUAGCAUCAGAGCAAUUCUACAAUUCAAAGUUUUUAGAACAAGAUGUUGGUGUUUGUGUUGAGGUGGCUAGAGGGAAUAAUUCUCAAGUUAAGCAUGAGAAUAUAUUGGAAAAGAUUGAGUUGGUUAUGGGGGAAAAUGAUAAAGGGAAAGAAAUUAGAAGGAACGCUAUUGAAGUUAAAGAAAUAAUAGGAGAUGCUAUUAUAGAUAAUGAAGAUUUUAAAGGGUCUUCUAUUAAAGCAAUGGAAGAUUUUCUAAAUGCAGCUUUGUCUAUGAAGAAAAUGUCUAAUGGUGUGAGGACAAGUCAAGAAGACAAUAUGAAGAAGAUGUCAAAUGAUGUAAGGAUUAAUGGAAAUAUGUUGAAAAGCCAAUAAGAUAAUUUUUCUAGUUAGAUGGUGGUAAUCAUAUAUAGAAAAUAAACAAAAAAGAAAGAAAAUAAGAAAAUAUUAGAUGAAAGUGCAUGUUUGCUAGUGUGUGUGUAAAAAAUAAUAUACGAAAAUUUGUGCUACUUUGUGUUUAUUGUGUAUAUUAGUGUA